AUGAUGUCGACUGAGAUCUUGUGCUGUAUAGCGCUCUUUUACCAAUCUCUUGAUUUCCGAAGCCCGGCACAUAAUUACGUCGGCCAGGCCUUGCGCAUAGCCAUGGCGCAUGGCAUGCACACCCGCAUGCCAGUUGGAAACUUGGGGUUAAACGCUGUUGAAAGAUGUCGAAAAAUUUGGUGGACGGUCUACAUUCUAGAUCGAAAUAUGAGCAUCAUACAAGGCUUGCCUCAGUCUAUCGAUGACCGAUUUGUGGAAACCAAUUUACCUUCACUCUCGGAAUCACAAGAGAAAAAUAAGGCACUGGACAUGCAUAUCAAACUAUGCCGAAGCAUUGACGAUAUCAAUAGUACAGUGUAUGGCCUCGAUGGCCGAAUCAACCAAAAGUUUCUGUUGAGCACCAAAGUGGCAUUGGAGCGUAUAGCAAAGCUCGCCGACAAACUUUCCGAAUCCUUUCCACUGCACUUGGAUGACACGGAUAACGGCAUCUCUCGAACAUCCGCGUAUUUACAUCUCCUUUACCAACAGUGUGUUAUUAUCGCCACAAGACCUUUGCUAUUCUGCUUCCUGAAAAUACGCCUCGACUCUUUAGAAAGAUGUAGAGAACUUCUCAAAAAAUCUCAAAACAUUCGAAAUUUGAUCCAAAUGUGCCUGGAUUCUGCGCAGCAUAGCGUCGGGAUUCUUCAUGGUCUGAAGUCUCAGGGUCUCCUUGAAACUUUUCUCAAUUUCGAUCUAGAGUCAAUCUUUAUAUCCACUGUGGUGCUCCUCGUGGUGCCAGUGAUUGAUCAUCUAUUGCUAGUGGAUCAUAUCUCCUGGCUUGAGAAAGCCUAUGCAAUUUUCCGAGAUAUGGUCGGGGCCACAAACAAAGUGGCCAAAUUCCGGUGGUUGGAACUUCAACAACUGAAUGAGACCCUGAACCCCAUUUUUCAAGACAAGGCUAGUAUGGCGGCUCAAAUUAAUAUCUCUUGGCAGUCCGAUGUGGGUCCUCAAUUGUCCUCACAGACGAUGAGACAUAUUCCAACACCCAGCAGCCGAAACUCUUGCAACGCACCCUCUACCAUUUUGGGCUCGUCGUUAGAAACAAAUUGCGGCUUUGAGCACAUUUUAACUUCUGCUGAAAUCAUGGCAAUGGCGGAUUCCAUCGAGAUUGAUGAUUCCGAAUGGGUAUCUAGCGCUAUGAUGAACCAAGAUGUCUGGUAG
Messenger RNA from Penicillium macrosclerotiorum, 1200 nucleotides. RefSeq names its product fungal specific transcription factor domain-containing protein. Gene Ontology annotation, molecular function: sequence-specific DNA binding; zinc ion binding. The coding region runs from base 1 to 1200 and encodes 399 amino acids. The transcript is spliced from 5 exons. The record is from RefSeq and is a predicted model, not a curated record. Gene Ontology annotation, cellular component: nucleus. Gene Ontology annotation, biological process: DNA-templated transcription; positive regulation of transcription by RNA polymerase II. NCBI's taxonomy places the organism in Eukaryota, Fungi, Ascomycota, Eurotiomycetes, Eurotiales, Aspergillaceae.